AUGCACGAGGCUAUAGCCUGUCCAAAAAUUUCAACGCGGAAAGCAGCACCGCGUACAGGCAAGCUCGUUGACAACAAUAUGCUCAUGGGAGUGAUCGCGCGGCAAUCGACGCGUGAUAUGAUGAAGUUCGCCAACCCAGAGGCAGAAAUCGCACUGCGACGAAGCCCUCGCAGUGUCGCAAUGUACGUGAUAAGGCUAUUUGCUGCAACCGCGCGCGACUACGGUGGCUUUAAUUCUGCGCACCAGCGCUUCCGCUGCGGUCUUUAUGCGAUCAAUCCUGUUGGCCAAGCACUCCUCUUUGGAGACGACAAGAACUCGUACGAUAACGUUGCAGCUGAGUUUGAAAGAGAAGAUUUAUAUAUAAGAGAAUGGCGGCAGCAUAGGUAA
This is a messenger RNA of Bipolaris oryzae ATCC 44560, 387 nucleotides long. RefSeq lists its product as uncharacterized. The transcript has 3 exons. NCBI's taxonomy places the organism in Eukaryota, Fungi, Ascomycota, Dothideomycetes, Pleosporales, Pleosporaceae. The record is from RefSeq and is a predicted model, not a curated record. The coding region runs from base 1 to 387 and encodes 128 amino acids.